Messenger RNA from Symbiodinium natans, 312 nucleotides. The record is from the annotation of a GenBank genome assembly. Lineage: Eukaryota; Dinophyceae; Suessiales; Symbiodiniaceae.
AUGAUCAAGGAAACCAAGUUCGCGCCGACAGGCAUUCUCUACUCCAAGGCCGAGAACGGACAGCAAAAGGGGCCGUUCAAGAUCGGUGGCGUGGAGCGGGCGCCGCGAACUGGUGAGCAUCCCUUUGAAGCGCUCCACACCGGUGCCUUCAAGACCAAGGCCCUGAAGACGGAGGGCGUCCUCAGCAGCGCCAACGGCCGACACAAUCAGUUCGCCCUUGCUGCGAAGAGCUUCCAGGGCCCGCCAACAGUCAAGCCUGCCGGUGCCAUUGGUGAUGGCCUGGAGAGCCUGGAGUCGAAAGCCUUCGAGUGA